Molecule: messenger RNA, 1734 nt
Organism: Colletotrichum godetiae
Lineage: Eukaryota; Fungi; Ascomycota; Sordariomycetes; Glomerellales; Glomerellaceae
Product: major facilitator superfamily domain-containing protein
Exons: 3
Coding region: 1-1734 (577 amino acids)
Biological process (GO): transmembrane transport
Cellular component (GO): plasma membrane
Molecular function (GO): transmembrane transporter activity
Source: RefSeq, a predicted model, not a curated record
AUGGAUGCGGCGUCAAUACUCUCCGACCGUAGCGAGUCUGUCUACAACGUAGAUGGCGCCGCGCCCAACCAUGCUGGCCAGGCCGGCGAUGCUCGCACCCACCACAGAACAAACGCUUACGUAGUCGCCCUCCUCUGCCUGCUGAACUUCAUUUGUACUUUUGACGGCACCGUUCUAUCGACUGCGAUCACGGCAAUCGCUCAGGACAUCCAGGGCUCUACUCUGGAGGCCUUCUGGACCAACACAUCCUUGUCGCUGUCCUCCACCGUGUCGCAACCUUUUUGGAUCCGUCUGGCUGACGAGAUGGACCGGCUUGGGAUGACGCUCUGCGCCCUCGCCCUGUUCACGCUAGGGAGCAGCAUGGCUUUGCUGGCAGACUCGUUCGCCUUGUUGAUCGCAGCGCGCACCGCCCAGGGCUUCGGCAUCGGGGGCCUGACGGCCUUGACCAACAUCAUCGUGCUGGAUCUCGUCACCUCGCGCGAGAGCGGGGCGCUUUUGGGCUGGGUCAACUCCGUCAGGGCGCUCGGCAGCGCAUGCGGACCUGUAGUCGGCGCGGCGCUGUCGCAACACCGGACGUGGCGGUGGGCGUUCUGGGUCAACGUACCGUUCGCUAUGCUCGCCUUUAUGUCCGCACCGUCUCUCUUGCGGAAUACAGAGAGGGUGGGUGUCUUGCGCGCGAGAGACGCCUUGAAGCGCAUAGACUGGCUCGGUGCCCUCUUACUGCUCGCCUCCCUGACGGGAUUUCUCGUUCCUCUUACGUGGGGUGGUAUACUCUUCGAUUGGAUCUCUCCCCACACGCUGCUUCCUAUGAGCCUAUGCGCCGCAGGCCUUGCCGGCUUCGCUCUCUAUUCUAAGCGGGUUCCUCGGCAGCCAAUCAUGCGCGGUGCCCUGUUCUCGUCUGCUCACGGCAUUGUCGCACACUGUGGCGCCUUGGUACAUGGUGUGGCUAUCUUCAGCCUUCUCUAUUACUUACCGCUCUAUUACACCAUUGCGAAAGAGGCCAGCGCUGCCCAGGCUGCCCUCUACGUACUGCCGAACACCGUCAUCGCCGCCUUAGCUUCGGCUGCUUCGGGUAUCUUGGUCUCCAAGACGGGCCGCUACCGCAUCCUACUAUGGGUAGGUUGGGCCACGACCACGCUCGGGUCCGGCAUCUUGACGGUGGUGACCGAUCGGAUGACGGUUGCUGUGAGUGUCGCUCUCUCCCUAGUCUCCGGCGCAGGCAUAGGCGUCCUGUUUACGACCCUGAGCCUUGCCGCGCAGGCCUCUGUCUCGGCCGCCGAUGCAUCCGCGGCCUCGAGCAUGACGAAUUUCUUCCGCUCCCUGGGCCAGACGAUGGGCAUCGCUGUGGGCGGCGUGGUUGUCCAAAACGUGUUCAGGAGCGUAGUGGAAGCAAGCGAAGUGUAUCGGCCGUACGCAGCUGCGUGGGCUCGGAACAUUGCCAGGGUAGCACAGGCUCUGAAGGCAGCGACCGGUGCUGGUAAGGAAGACCUCGAAGAUGUGAUCGUUCCGGCCAUUGUGAAGAGCACUCGUGCGGUAUGGAUCUUUCUCUGUGUGCUCUCGGCGACGCAGCUCGCUUUGAGCAUCAUCUGCAUCAAGGAUCUCUCUCUUGAUGGAUCCGACGCCGUGUCCGAGGACAGAUCUGCGACUCUAAAGACAUCUCGCCUUGUCAUUUCCCAGCCGCAGUUGCAUCGACCCUUCACAGAUCCUGCAGCAGCAAGCUCGUUUGUUCGGUGA